Messenger RNA from Arvicanthis niloticus (Nile rat), 2525 nucleotides. It is a transcript of the gene Ankrd22, whose product is annotated as ankyrin repeat domain 22. The record is from RefSeq and is a predicted model, not a curated record. Gene Ontology annotation, molecular function: protein binding. Lineage: Eukaryota; Metazoa; Chordata; Mammalia; Rodentia; Muridae.
CAUGACUCAGAAACCGGUUCCCCUGGCUGUAACAAUGAUACAGCUCUGGGGUCAUUACCUGUAAGCCAAUGCCUUUGCUUCAUAGCCAGUCUGUCUACAAGGUGUGUUGCUGUCACAGACUGCCGGGAAAGCUCUUCCAGGUGUGGAAAGAGAGGAAUCGCCACCAGCUUGGACUUCCAGGGACCUUUCUUUCCUGGAGGAAAUUUAAUAUUAAUUAGAAACGCCUCUAGAAGAUUCACUACUGCAUUGUAGAGAGGGCGCAAACCCAGCAAGGACCGGGAUGGGAAUCCUAUAUUCUGAGCCCAUCUGCCAGGCAGCCUACCAGAAUGACUUGGGGCAAGUGUGGCGCUGGGUGAAAGAAAGCAACCAUUAUGUGGAUAUUCAAGAUGGCUUCAAUGGUGAUACUCCCCUCAUCUGUGCCUGCAGGCGGGGGCACCUGAGAAUAGUCUCCUUCCUUUUAAGGAGAAAUGCUGACGUCAACCUCAAAAACUUGAAGGAGAGAACCUGCUUGCACUAUGCUGUGAAGAAGAGAUUUACCUUCUUUGAUUAUCUGCUCAUCAUUCUUUUAAUGCCUGUUUUGCUAAUUGGAUAUUUCCUCAUGGUAUCAAAGACAAAGCAGAAUGAGGCUCUUGUACAGAUGCUUCUUAAUGCUGGGGUUGAAGUUAAUGCUACUGACUGCUACGGCUACACUGCCUUGCACUAUGCUUGCCAGAUGAAAAACCAGACUCUCAUCCCUCUGCUUCUGGAAGCCCAUGCAGACCCCACGAUAAAGAACAAGCAUGGUGAGAGUUCACUGGAUAUCGCACAGAGACUAAAAUUUUCCCAGAUUGCAUUAAUGCUAAAGAAAGCCUCAUAGCCCUGUGGCUUUUCAUUGGUGACAGAGACACAGCUGAAGGACUGAUGUUUUCUGUGUCAUGAAUUAUUGCUCCAUGGGCACUCAAGCUGGAUGCAUCCCCUUUGUGACAAACACUGGACUUAGGAUGGUUUUUACAUGGAGGUCAACAUGGCCUUGUUCUCUCCAAAGAACCCGUUACAUGCGUUGGAAUCUCUGUUGUCAAACCUGAUUUUUAAAGAAUUUAUAACCCAGUGUCUUCCAAACACAAGUCAGAGUUACCUGUGGUCACAUGCUCUCUUUCUAGUGAUGUCAUUCCUCUGAAGACUUUACCCUACAUCCUGUCUUGGGAGAUAAUUGGCUCAUCUCAGGCCCCUUUACAUACUAAGCCCAAGCAAGAAUCAAAGCAUGUGCACGUGUACAACGUGGCAUGCAUGUGUGGGGAGUUAGAGAUUCCAGAGUAAAUAUUCCUUUGGUGGAAAAUCUUCAAUAAAAACAUAUGUCGGUUGUCAGUGAUGAGUUUGACUAAGCCAUAGAAGUUGGCACUUGCCCCACAGCAGAACUGAUUUUUGUCAUUGUUUCCCUUGGUGGGGGCGGUGGAAAAGGAGGGGCUAGAUCUAUAUACAUGUGUUUUACCAACAGUUUAUAACUGUCUUUUCAGUUUUUAAGUUAUGUAAACAUUUAAAAAUGUCUGUUCAUAAUCCUUAUAAGACGGGAACUACAGUUCAGUGGUAGAGCACGUGGCUGCUAUACAUAAAACCCAGGGGUCACCCUCAACACCAAAAAUGAAGAAUCUUCUUGUGGACACAAGCUAGUUGCUAUUUAUUUAUUUUCCAUUUUGUGACACUGAGAAUUUAACUUAUGGGCUCAGUCACACGAAGCGUGGGGUUUACCUCUAAGCUAUACUCUCAGCCCCAGGUUUGUUUAGUUUUAUUGACAGAAUUUAAAGGAUCCUAACUUAUUUGGAUGAAGGUCUUACUUCUUCAUAGAAGCAUGGAAGUGUAUGGAUCAUAUUUUAAGUGAGAGGUUAUGAAUACUGAACUGUCUGACUUCUUUUGGGAAUGACACUGAAUGGAAUUAAAUCUACUUCCUGAGUGAAUUUUGAGAAUCUGGAUGACACAGCCACAGAUGCCGGCAUGGACGAAGCCACACUACACACUGUGGCAAAAAACAGUUAAGAAUGAAAGAUCUACUAUCCUUGCAUACAAAGGGGCUGUAGACAUAAUGUUAUCGUGCACCGUGUAAAAUUUACCCUUGUAUUAUUCAAAUACUAAUUUCUCUAUCCCAUUAUCUGGUUUCAAUCCAUGGCACUGCCAUGCUUACAUUAAGAAUCUCCGGCCUCAAGUCUGUGUAGACAAUGCUCAUCAUUUAUUCUCUGCCUUGUCAAUAAAAGUCAAUAACUAGGCAAUAGAGAGGAUAGGGCAGGGCUUCCGCCAGUCAGUGGAGGAGGAAGAGAAAGAGAGGAAGAGGGAUUCUCCACAAGGAAGGGGUCUGGAGAGACAUCAAGGCAGAACACCCCUGAAGCCCAGAGAGCCAGGCAAAUACAAAAUUUUGAGUAUCUUGGGGAUUUUUAGCUUGGAGGUAGACAGACUAGAUUAGAGGAUAAUGCCUAACUAUUGUACUUUAAGUUGAAAAUACAUCUUGAGUGUAUUUGAGUGGAUGGUCGUCAGCUGACAUUCAUCCUAAAGCCAGG